Lipotes vexillifer (Yangtze River dolphin) is the source of this 1206-nucleotide messenger RNA. It is a transcript of the gene NTAQ1, whose product is annotated as N-terminal glutamine amidase 1. Gene Ontology annotation, cellular component: cytosol; nucleus. The transcript has 5 exons. Gene Ontology annotation, molecular function: protein-N-terminal asparagine amidohydrolase activity; protein-N-terminal glutamine amidohydrolase activity. NCBI's taxonomy places the organism in Eukaryota, Metazoa, Chordata, Mammalia, Artiodactyla, Lipotidae. The coding region runs from base 62 to 634 and encodes 190 amino acids. The record is from RefSeq and is a predicted model, not a curated record.
CCGAAGCCCGCCCGCGGGGCUCUUCCAGUCGGUCCGCCUCAGGCCUGUGCUGAGGCCCGCCAUGGAAGGGGACGUCUCCGCCGCCGCAGCCGCCCACUACCAGCCGGCCAGCCCCCCGCGGGACGCCUGUGUCUACAACAGCUGCUACUGUGAAGAAAAUAUUUGGAAGCUCUGUGAAUACAUCAAAAACCACAACCAGUAUCCUUUAGAAGAGUGUUAUGCUGUCUUCAUAUCUAAUGAGAGGAAAAUGGAUUACCAUGUUGUCUUGCUUCAUGUUUCAAGUGGAGGACAGAGCUUCAUUUAUGAUCUUGACACUGUUCUGCCAUUUCCCUGCCCCUUUGAUACUUAUGUGGAAGACGCCUUUAAGUCUGAUGAGGACAUCCAUCCACAGUUCAGAAGGAAAUUUAGAGUGAUCCGCGCAGAUUCGUAUUUGAAGAACUUUGCUUCUGACCGAUCUCACAUGAAAGACUCCAGUGGGAACUGGAGAGAACCUCCUCCAUCAUAUCCCUGCAUUGAGACUGGAGAUUCCAAAAUGAACCUGAAUGAUUUUAUCAGUAUGGAUCCUGAGGUGGGAUGGGGAGCCGUCUACUCACUGUCUGAAUUUGUACAUCGGUUUGGCAGUCAGAACUACUGAACUUGACCUCUGGAUGUAGUGCCAUGGAGAAAUUCUAGGACGUGAACAAUCCACCCCUUCAUCUGAGACAGCAAACGUUAUGAUGGUACAUUUGGCUUGGAAUUAUGCUUUCCUCUUUUAAUUCAAUUGAGUUGAAGCAUAAGUGAACAAAAGAAUAGAUAGAAACAAUUUUUUUUUGGUAUGUCAGGUUGAAACUUGAUGUAGUUGCUCAGAUAUUCCUAUUGCUCAUUUGUUAAAAAAUGUGAAGACUUAUGCCAGUAAUUGCUUUUGUUAUGAUAAAUGUGUGUGUUUUGGAUGGUUCAUGUCUCUCCAGCUAUACUCUAAGCUCCUUGAGGGUAGGGCUGUGGCCUGUUGCUCUGUGAAUCUCUAAUGCCCGUAAAAGGUGCCCGUAAAAUGUUUGCUAGUGACUGUGCUGCUGCCUGAAGAGGGCUGACGUUGUGAGCUCAAUCAGCAAUAAGUAUUAGUCUUUCUGGACCAUUCAUUCUGUUCUUAGCAAAGAUUGCAGCCUUCUCAGGCUUAAGUGUUGUUUGGCCUAUUUAUAUAUGUUUUUAAAUAAAAUUGACCUAAAUUAA